AUGUCGCCAUAUUUCCAAGAUAUGUUGGAUGGUGUUGCUGGUAUUAGACCUGGUUACAAGGGGCCUUCUUAUGAUAAGUUAAGGGUUCAUUUGUUGGCUGAUCUUAAAAGAGAAAGUCAAAUGCUAGUUGAUAGUUAUAGGAGUGCAUGGAAGGAAACUGGAUGUACCCUCAUGGCUGAUGGUUGGAUAGAUCAAAGACAAAGAACGUUAAUCAAUUUCUUGGUGUAUUGUUCUAAAGGUUUGUGCUUCGUGAAAUCAGUAGAUGCUUCCAGUAUGGUAAAAAAUGCUUCACACUUGUGUAAUUUGUUUUCUGAGGUGAUUGAAUGGAUUGGCCCAAAUAAUAUUGUGCAUGUUGUGACUGACAAUGCGGUCAAUUAUGUUGCUGCUGGUAGGCUUAUCAAUAGAAAAUAUGAUAAUAUCUAUUGGUCACCAUGUGCUGCUCAUUGCCUUAAUCUUAUUUUAAAAGAUAUAAGCAGCAUGGCGCAUAUUUCCAACCUUGCAACUCGUGUUUCAAAGAUCACAGUAUUUGUGUACAAUCAUACGGUUUUCUUAUCUUGGCUAAGACAAAGACCUCAUUGGAGAGAAAUUGUACGUCCUGGUGCAAUCCGGUUUGCAACUGUGUUUAUUACAUUGAAGACCAUCUUUGAUCGUAAAAAGGAGUUACAACAAUUGGUUGUAGAUUCAAUUUUCACUAAUCACAAAUUAGGAAGGAGUGCUACUGAUGAAUGGUGGAGCUUAUUCAGAGGCUCUGCUCCAUGUCUACAAAAGAUAGCUGUUCGCAUUCUUAGCCAAGCAUCUGCUUCUUCUAGGUGUGAGAGAAAUUGGAGCCUUUUUGACCAGAUUCAUACAAAAAGAAGAAAUAGAUUGGAGCAUGAUAGACUGAAUGACAUUGUUUAUGUUACCUAUAAUUUGCGUCUUAAAUCCAGGAAGAAAAAAGAAAAAAGAAAGCAAAAGACACAAUAUGAUCCAAUUGAUUAUGAAAGUGAAAUUGAUGCUGAUUUAUAUCAAAGUGGCGGUGGUAGUAGUGGUCUUUAUGCUGCAUCUCUUGAUUCUUCUGCUGAUCAGGGUGGGAAUGAAGGUGAAGAUCAUCCCACCGAAGCAGAUUUGCAACAAGUUCUUGCGAAUUUUGAUGAUUGA
This is a messenger RNA of Arachis stenosperma, 1137 nucleotides long. RefSeq lists its product as uncharacterized. Gene Ontology annotation, molecular function: protein dimerization activity. The transcript has 4 exons. The record is from RefSeq and is a predicted model, not a curated record. NCBI's taxonomy places the organism in Eukaryota, Viridiplantae, Streptophyta, Magnoliopsida, Fabales, Fabaceae. Bases 1 to 1137 code for a protein of 378 amino acids.